UCUCUUCAUUUUCUACUUCGUUCUGCUCUUUCAAAAUUCCGCGCCACCAUUCCGUUCUUCCUCUCCAAGACUCAUUGAAUAAGCUCGUGCACAGAUUCGAUUCCGAAGGAAAGCUGUGGCAUUUUCGUGGCAUUACUCAAAUUGUGGGUUUGAAGAGGUAGUAAUUAGUUGCCAUGGGAGACUUGCCCAGGGAGGAUAUUAGCAAUACACUUCGGAUACUUGUUGCUACUGAUUGCCAUCUGGGAUAUAUGGAGAAGGAUGAAAUACGGCGGCAUGAUUCUUUUCAAGCAUUUGAGGAGAUAUGCUCAAUAGCAGAGCAAAAGCAGGUUGAUUUCUUACUCCUUGGUGGUGAUCUUUUCCAUGAGAAUAAGCCCUCAAGGUCAACAUUGGUUAAGGCCAUUGAGAUUCUACGUCAUCAUUGCCUUAAUGAUCAGCCAGUGCAGUUCCAAGUUGUUAGUGACCAGACCGUGAAUUUCCCAAAUACAUUUGGUCAUGUAAAUUAUGAAGAUCCUCACUUCAAUGUUGGCUUGCCAGUCUUCAGCAUUCAUGGAAAUCAUGAUGAUCCUGCUGGAGUGGACAACCUUUCUGCAGUCGAUAUUCUCUCCGCAUGCAAUCUUGUCAACUAUUUUGGGAAAAUGGCUCUUGGGGGUUCUGGUGUUGGUCAAAUUACUCUGUGCCCUAUUCUUAUAAGAAAGGGUUCAACACCUGUAGCUCUCUAUGGUCUUGGAAACAUUAGAGAUGAACGGCUAAAUAGAAUGUUUCAGACACCACACGCUGUACAAUGGAUGCGGCCUGAAGCUCAAGAAGGUUGCCAAGUUUCAGAUUGGUUCAACAUUCUGGUCCUUCAUCAGAACAGAGUAAAGACAAACCCUAAAAAUGCAAUAAAUGAGCACUUUUUACCACGAUUCCUUGACUUCAUAGUGUGGGGGCAUGAACAUGAAUGUCUUGUUGACCCUCAGGAAGUUCCCGGGAUGGGGUUUCACAUUACACAACCAGGUUCUUCAGUUGCAACAUCACUAAUUGAUGGAGAAUCAAAGCCGAAGCAUGUACUUCUCUUAGAAAUUAAGGGGAACCAGUAUCGUCCAACUAAGAUACCUUUAACAUCAGUGAGACCUUUUCAGUAUACUGAGAUUGUAUUAAAGGAUGAACCUGACAUUGAUCCCAAUGAUCAAAACUCAAUUCUUGAACACUUGGACAAAGUGGUCAGAAAUCUGAUAGAGAAAUCUAGUAAAAAUGCUAUUAACAUAUCAGAGCUGAAACUGCCAUUGGUCCGAAUAAAGGUGGAUUAUUCUGGAUUUAUGACAAUAAACCCACAAAGAUUUGGGCAGAAGUAUGUGGGCAAGGUUGCAAAUCCCCAAGACAUUCUUAUCUUCUCAAAGGCUUCAAGAAAGGGUCAGAGUGUAGCUAAAAUUGAUGAUUCAGAACGGCUUCGCCCAGAAGAACUAAAUCAGCAGAAUAUUGAGGCUUUAGUCGCGGAAAGUAAUCUGAAAAUGGAAAUCCUUCCAGUCAAUGAUUUGGACGUUGCAUUACAAAAUUUUGUUAACAAGGAUGACAAAAUGGCUUUCUAUUCUUGUCUGAAAUACAAUCUUGAUGAAACACGAAACAAAAUUGCCAAGGAUACAGACUCGCUGAAGUUUGAAGAGGAAGACUUAAUUCUUAAAGUUGGAGAGUGCAUGGAGGAACGUGUCAAGGAAAGGUCUGCACGCCCUAAGGAUACCACGCAAUUUACAUCCACUUCUCAGUCUUUCGAGGAUCCACGAAAUAAAAGUGCUGCCGGAAUUGGAAGUGCAGUUUCUUUUAGUGAUGAUGAAGACACAACACAGAUAUCUGGCUCAAAGUCUAGUGCUAGAGGCAGGAGAGGGUCAUCUAGGGUGUCUCGUGGUGCUUCUGAACUUGGUAAAAGUAAAACUUCUACAAGAGGAAGGGGUAGGGGCAGAGGUGCCAGUAACUUGAAGCAGACAACUCUUGACGCAGCUUUAGGGUUCCGUCAUUCUCAAAGAUCUGCAUCGGUUGCUGCAUCAGCUUCCGUUCGAAGUAUUGCUGACGAUGAGGAUAACGUGGAUUCUGCUUCAAGUGCAGAAGCUGGGACACAUGGACUUGAUGAGGUUGACAACAGUUCGGAAAAUGAUGGAAGCCUACAAGGCAAAGGACGGAAGAGGGCUGCUCCCAGGGGAAGAGGUAGAGGUUCUACGCAAUCCUCAAAGCGGGGAAGGAAGUCAGAUAACUCUACAAUUAAUAGGAUGCUUGGGAACAAAGAUGAUGAUGAUGACGAUGAUGAUGUGGCAAAGAGAUUAAAUAAAUCUCAACCUCGGGUAACAAGAAAUUACGGGGCUUUAAGAAGGUAACAAUGGACGAGUUCCACCAUACCUUCAUCAGAUCCUGGUUAUCAAGAUGUUUUGUAUUGGUACGCGGAAGCCUUCUGCUACUUAAAGCUUAUUUGAAGAAUUGUAGGAUUAGCUAAAUAUUACAGACCAGCGGGAGAGAAGGUUAAGCUCAAUGUCUUCAAUUCAAGUAUUGUCCGUCUUCCCCAAUUUCCGGCUUAUGCUUAUAUAAGGUGCAACAAACUUUUUCUUUCCAUCAAUGCAUACAGAUUCGAGUCUAUAUAGUUACAUGAUGCGAGAGGAUAUUAUUUGUAACUGACCAAGCUCCAAAUCUUUUUGUCGCACAUAAUUGAAUCUGGGGUGUGAUUUCUUUGGGCUAA
Messenger RNA from Corylus avellana, 2701 nucleotides. It is a transcript of the gene MRE11, whose product is annotated as DNA repair and meiosis protein (Mre11). Gene Ontology annotation, cellular component: Mre11 complex; site of double-strand break; nucleus. Gene Ontology annotation, biological process: telomere maintenance; meiotic DNA double-strand break formation; mitotic G2 DNA damage checkpoint signaling. Gene Ontology annotation, molecular function: manganese ion binding; 3'-5'-DNA exonuclease activity; single-stranded DNA endonuclease activity. The record is from RefSeq and is a predicted model, not a curated record. Lineage: Eukaryota; Viridiplantae; Streptophyta; Magnoliopsida; Fagales; Betulaceae.